ACUCAGUGUGGGAGAUAGGGUCAUUUUAAGCUCUCUCUCCUCUUGCUCCUUUUUAAAAACUGAUUCCUUUCUUUGUAAUGUCCUGAUCACUUCUCAAUAUACAAAGAACCUAGAGGACCUUUCCAUAGAAAACAGGUGAUAUCAAGAUUGAAGAGGAAACAACCAGCAAUAAGACCUUGGACAGGAACCAAAUACCCACAUGAAGUACACAAUGGUCAUCUCCAUUGUAAUUGUCCUGAUGUUUCAGCUUAUUACAUCUGGAGAAUCACUGGAACUGCAAAAUUAUCGAAUGAGCUUUGAACACAAUUCUUUUGAUGACCAAUAUAGGGGCUGUGAAAAGACCAUGAAUAUAAAGGCAAUAGAGCUCUUAAAAGAAGAAAGGGCAAAAAACCCAGAAUUCAACGAAGUUUGGGGAAAAGCAGAAAAUCAUUGGAAAAAUAUGUCUCCUGACCAAAAAAAAAUGGACAAGAUGUUUGAAAUUGCUGUCAUUGCUUAUACAUUGGAAGACUAUCAGAUGUAUCAAAUCUUUAAUCAAGCAGUGAAAGGAUGCUGUGAGUCCCUGGAGUCUUAUGUGAAAAACUUCCAUUUCAAAGCUUUCCAUUUCUAUCUCACCAGGGCUAUUCAAACCCUGGAAAGAUCCUGCAGAAAGGUUUAUAGAGGGGUCAAAGUGAAGGUGUACCCUGAUGGGAAAGGAAAAAUGCGCUUUGGUCAAUUUGCUUCAGCCUCUAAGGAUGUAAAUGUAGCCAAAAAUUUCUCAGGUAACUUAGGGACCAUCUACUAUGUGGACACAUGUGAGGGAGCUUCCAUUGAACAUUUAUCCGAGUAUGCUGAUGAAAGGGAGGUGCUGAUCCCCCCAUAUGAAGAGUUUAAUGUCACUAAGUUCUCUGAAGAUCCCAAAGGCAUUACAAUGGUUCAUCUAACUAGUAAAAGAAAAUCUAGCAAGUAUAACUGUGCCUUAGUAGGUUCUGGUAAUAAGGCAACUGUCCCUGGACAACUUACAACCAUCUUAUUCUCUGGAGUCUUCAUCCUAGUCUUCCAAGCUCAUUCUCAGAUCUUGACAGGAUUCUAGCUACCCUGGGACCCCAGACAAUGGUGCCAGUAAAUGUUUACCAAUUGCUCUUCCCCAUUCUUACCCCAUCUGCAAAAAGGAAUGUAUCCAUGACACACUUUUAAGUAUAAUCUGUGACCUUAUUUUUUCCUACCACUUUCCUAAGUCUAGACUAGCAAUAAAAAAUAGUUGAUGUACUAUUUGCCAAUUUCUAAGUAUAAAUACUCACACUGAAAAUGUAAUAAUUAACUUCCUAAGAUAGAUUGGAGCUAGUUCUAGAGCAUACAUGCACGUAGGUCUCCCUCAGCUCCAUGUCUGCUUAUCAAUAGCUCAACUAGGGCAAGUUAGAGAGGAGGGUAGCUUAAGUCUAGUCUUAUCUUUCCCCACAACAAUCCAUAGAAAGGGUUAACAUGGAAAUAUUUUAAAGGCAUCACCAAAUCAUAAAUUGUAAGAUCAUCAAAUUGAAAUAAAAGAUAAAUGAUUUCUAA
This is a messenger RNA of Antechinus flavipes (yellow-footed antechinus), 1536 nucleotides long. Its product is annotated as T-cell ecto-ADP-ribosyltransferase 1-like. The coding region runs from base 200 to 1069 and encodes 289 amino acids. Gene Ontology annotation, molecular function: NAD+-protein-arginine ADP-ribosyltransferase activity; NAD+ poly-ADP-ribosyltransferase activity. The transcript has 4 exons. The record is from RefSeq and is a predicted model, not a curated record. NCBI's taxonomy places the organism in Eukaryota, Metazoa, Chordata, Mammalia, Dasyuromorphia, Dasyuridae.